Hibiscus syriacus is the source of this 745-nucleotide messenger RNA. RefSeq names its product nascent polypeptide-associated complex subunit beta-like. The coding region runs from base 119 to 610 and encodes 163 amino acids. The transcript has 6 exons. Gene Ontology annotation, cellular component: cytosol; nascent polypeptide-associated complex. The record is from RefSeq and is a predicted model, not a curated record. Lineage: Eukaryota; Viridiplantae; Streptophyta; Magnoliopsida; Malvales; Malvaceae.
AGGAGCUUCAUCGUGCUCACCGAGUCAUAGAAAAACCCUAUUUUGUUCACCCCAUCUUUUCCCAGUUGUGGUUGCAGUCUCAGUCGCGGCAUAUCUAUUAUAUUUCCAUACUAUAAAGAUGAAUAAGGAGAGGCUCAUGAAAAUGGCUGGUGCAGUCCGCACCGGUGGGAAGGGUAGCAUGAGAAGAAAGAAGAAGGCUGUCCACAAGACUACCACCACAGACGACAAACGUUUACAGAGCACCCUCAAGCGAAUAGGAGUAAAUGCUAUUCCUGCUAUUGAGGAGGUCAACUUCUUCAAAGAUGAUGUUGUUAUCCAGUUUAUUAAUCCAAAAGUUCAAGCUUCUAUUGCUGCCAACACCUGGGUUGUUAGUGGUUUGCCUCAGACAAAGAAAUUGCAGGAUAUUCUCCCUGGAAUCAUCAACCAGUUGGGGCCAGAUAACUUGGAUAACUUGAGGAAAUUGGCAGAGCAAUUUCAGAAGCAGGCACCAGCUGCUGGUAAUGGUACGGGUGCAGCUGCCACUCAGGAAGAGGAUGAUGAGGAGGUACCAGAUCUUGUACCUGGUGAGACCUUUGAAGCUGCAGCAGAAGAAGGGCAAGCUGCUAAAUAGUGUUUUUCUUUUUUCUGUUAAUUUUAAGGCAAUGCUUUGGAUGAAUUACAAUUAUUUUUUUUGUUUUUUUGUUUUUGGUGUUCUAUCUUGUACUGUUGGGAGUAAGCCUUUUUUUUAAUCUAGAGUGGUUUUUUA